GUCAGUUAUGAGUAUCUGUUCUUCCGUCAUGGGAACCUCGCUGAUGACGCGAAUUCUUUUUCCAGGCCAGGACUUCCAGUAUUGGCUUCUUGCAACUUGGGAACCUUGCUCGAGUCUUAUGAAUACUCCCCCUCCCAUUACCUGGUGAGUCUUUCUCUGUCAGCGACAAAUAGAAAAAUGAAACCGUGUCGCUCAUCAAGAUGGUCAGGGCAUUUGACACCGCGGCUCUCCCGAGGAACGACCCCCGUCUCACAGCGGCCGACAGCGAGAUCAUCCGCAAAUACGGGUUUGACUCUACAUCCAACAAGGACCCCUGCUUUGCCACGUACACACCGGCCAACGGCGGGAACCCCUCGCCCGUCUCGGACCAUGGUUUCCGCAUAUUCACCAACGACCCGUUGUUCGAAGACGAAGACUGGCCGUUGCAGAUCUACAGAGAAGAUCCUCAGACGCAGGACCCGCGGCCCACGAGCGUCAACAGUGCCUCAUGGUAUAGGCGCGACUUGGCCGGUGACGGGCAAUGGGCUCGGCAUAUAGAAGCUACCACUGCGGUUUCAGCCGAGUCGCCCCCGGAACCGACAGCCACCUUUCCAGAGCCCGGAAAACAAGUCAAUUAAGUAGGAAACCACACACGUUGGCUGGCCAGAGAGCUAGGCCGUAACCCGUCUUAUCCGUGUAGCCCAGUCCUUCCAGCAUGUUCUGUUCUUGGCGACUGGACAUGGCCUGGCCGCCUUGAGAUCAUGUAAGGAGCGUGUUUUGUG
Sodiomyces alkalinus F11 is the source of this 761-nucleotide messenger RNA. RefSeq lists its product as hypothetical. The record is from RefSeq and is a predicted model, not a curated record. NCBI's taxonomy places the organism in Eukaryota, Fungi, Ascomycota, Sordariomycetes, Glomerellales, Plectosphaerellaceae. Bases 201 to 617 code for a protein of 138 amino acids. The transcript has 2 exons.